Molecule: messenger RNA, 892 nt
Organism: Paramecium pentaurelia
Lineage: Eukaryota; Ciliophora; Oligohymenophorea; Peniculida; Parameciidae
Source: the annotation of a GenBank genome assembly
AUGUAAACAAAAGCAUAAUAGUUUAAAAUCUAAGGAAAUGAAGCUUUUUAAAAUUAGAAAUAUUAGGAAGCCAUAUAAUUCUAUUCUUAAGCUAUUGUAAAGUAAUAAAUUAAUCUAGGCUGAAGAUAAUACUGAAAGUGUAUUCUUUUCUAAUAGAGCAAUUUGUUAUUAUAAUUUAAAGAGAUAUCAAGAAGCCUGUAAUGAUGCUACAGAAGCUUUAGAAUUAGAUGAAAAGAAUAUCAAAGCUCAUAUGAUUGCUGGUCAAUCAAUUUGUAUGUUAGCAAAAGAAAGAUAAGAGAGCUCAAAGAUUGAUACAGGUAUCUAAAGGAUAUUAAAAGGUUAUUUUGUUUAAUAAUCUAUAGCUAGAACUUUAUGUGCAGGUUAAAAGAAAUCAGAAUAUGAAAAGGAUAUUGAUGAUAAAAUUAAUAAAGCUAAAAAACUGAAGUGGUUUAUUUAGUAAGAAGAGGAGAAAAUAAAAAAUUAAGAAAUAGUUUAAUAGUUAUAAGAAUUAGUAAAGAAUGAUGUUAAAUUAACUUAACAUGAAAAAUAAAUAACUUUAGCUUAAAUUGAUAAAUAUAUUACAAAUGAAAAACCUAAAUUAGAAAUACCAGAAUAUUUAUAGUGUCAUAUUACUAAGAAGUUGUUAAUUGAUCCUUAUACAACAGAAAUAGGAUAUUCUUAUGAAAAAUAAGUUCUAUUCAAAAUAAACCCUUUAAUUCAAGAUCCAUUCACAAAGUACAUUUUCUUUAUUAUAUUAGUAAACCUAUCAAUCCACAAAUUAUAUAUCCGAAUAUAAAUUUAAAGUAAGCAGCUAGUGAGUUUUUAGCUUAGAAUCCUUGGGCAUAUGAUUAUAAUGGAGAUUAGAGUUAUAAGGAUAUUGAGAUUUGAUUCG